CUUACGUUACAUGAACACGCCGGACUUUGACGGGGCCUCGAGAAGCAGUAUUGUAAUGUAGCGACACGACACCGGAAGCAUCUUAGCGUUCCCAGCUGAGCUUUCGUUACUAAGUAGGCUAGGACGCUUAAGAGAAAAGUAGUUCUGAGUUACCGUGAGGUGGGAGCACAUCUGGACUCCAGACAGGUAAUCCCAACAGCGGCCCACGUAGACAUAAGAGGAACCACUGCUAAGUGCAUGAUCGCCUGUGCCUUGACAUCUGACCCUAAAGUCAAAAAAGUUAAUCAACUAACGAAGAUGCACUGGAGGAUAGCUGUCGCGCUGCAUUGUAUGUUUUUCCUAAAUUGUCUGCUUAUUACUUCAGAAGGAGUUCCUAUAGACAUCGAUAAGACAAAAAUAGAACCACAUGCAGAAGAAGAAAAACCUGAAACUCAAGACACUGGAUUGUAUUAUGACCAUUACCUCAGGGAAGUAAUUGAUCUGCUUGAAACAGACAGUCACUUUAGAGAAAAGCUUCAGAAUGCAGAUAUAGAGGAAAUCAAGAAUGGAAAACUAAACAAAGAGCUUGAUUUCGUAAGUCAUCAUGUUCGAACAAAAUUAGAUGAACUAAAGAGGCAGGAAGUGGCACGGUUACGGAUGUUGAUUAAGGCAAAAAUGGAUGCUGAUCAAGAUAUAGGUAUUGAUCAUCAGGCUCUGCUUAAACGAUUUGAACAUGUGAACCACCAAAAUCCACACACAUUUGAGUCUAAAGAUCUAGACCUGCUUAUCAAAACUGCAACACGUGAUUUAGAAAACUAUGACAAAGAACACCAUGAUGAGUUUAAGCGGUAUGAGAUGAUGAAAGAACAUGAAAGAAGAGAGCAUCUAAAAACACUCGAUGAAGAAAAACGAAAAGAAGAAGAAGCCCGGUAUGAAGAAAUGAAAAAAAAGCAUGAAGAUCACCCAAAAGUGAAUCAUCCAGGAAGCCAAGACCAACUAAAAGAAGUCUGGGAAGAAACAGAUGGACUGGAUCCCAGUGACUUUAAUCCUAAGACUUUCUUCCAGCUACAUGAUACGAAUGGUGAUAGUUUCCUAGAUGAGCAAGAGUUGGAGGCUCUGUUCACCAAAGAGCUAGAGAAAGUCUAUGACCCCAAAAAUGAGGAAGAUGACAUGAUUGAAAUGGAAGAGGAGCGCCUGCGAAUGAGAGAACACGUAAUGAAUGAGGUGGAUGUGAAUAAAGACAGACUGAUAACAAUGGAGGAGUUCCUGACAGCUACUGAGAAGAAAGAAUUUUUGGAGCCUGAUAGUUGGGAGACACUGGACCAACAACAGUUGUUCACGGAGGAGGAGCUGAAGGAAUAUGAACGCCAUAUUGCUGAGCAAGAAGCUGAGCUGAAGCAGAGGGAGAAUGACCUUCAUCAGCAGAGGGAAGAACUGCAAAAACAACAGGAAGAGCUGCAGGCCCAAAAAACUGAACUUAAGCAGGUAGUGGAGCAGAUGGAAAUGAAGAAAACACAGCAGGUUCUGCCUCCAGGAGGGCCUAAUGGAGAACUUCAGUUUCAUCCACCUGGAGAGCAGUCUGUGGUAAAUGCAGAGCUUCACCAUCAAGAAGAUAAUCCAGCAUUGAAACCAGUGCAGGAACUACAGAAAGACUUACCAAAAGGUGCUGAACAAAGUCAGCUCCACUCUUAGUAUCAGGGACUUCUUUACACAGUUUGUAAACAUUUCAUUGCCCAGAUGAUUUUAAAAAGAAUUCAACACGUUUUCCUGACCUGGAAGUAAAACUGUUAAAUGUUACAUGGUGUUAAUGAAUGGAUUCCAGAACAUUUUCUGUUUAGUAUGCUUGGUUCUGUACAUAUUUGCCAGGCAUUUAUUUCGGAGUGUUUUUACAAAGAGUAUAUAUAGUUAAAUGUAUUGGAAUAGGGUCUGUUUUGUAAAGUAAAAAUAUUUUUAAAACAAGAAAAUGGAAGCUUUCUAAGUUGGAUUGCUUCCCUUUUCUAGUUGUGUAUUGUGUUGUAAAAAUACAGCUGCAAUGUGCUCUACAUUACCAUGUCAAUGAGAUUUCUAAGUUUUCUUUGCUGAAUGGUCCUUGUACAUUAAAACAGCUUCCUCUAUGUGGGAUGUCUGUGCUCCUUGGAUACAAUCUGAUUGCUUCAGGUUUCAGUAAAAAGUGUGUGGCCUAAUUAAUCAAUGUAUAGAACAUGUUCUUAACCGCAGCAUAAGCAUUGUAAGCCCAAUGAAUAUAAGCAGCUCAUGUGAUGCAUAACGUUUAUUUUUUGGUACUGUAAUGUAAAAGUACAUUUCAUUUUAUUUAUGAAGAUGGAAUCUGUUAUUUAAGCCACUGCUGUAACAUUUUUAUGUCCAAGUUAAGACAUGAACUUUUACUGCCAAACCGCUUCCCACAUUAAUUUUUACAUGCAGGUUAAAUCACUGAGGAUGGAAUUUAUUUGUUGCAACUGCUGUAAAUUUUUUUGUACUUAGAGGUUCAAAUGUGAACAUUGACUGCCAGCCUUCGUCUCGCAUUACUUUUUACAUGUAGUUUAAAUCAAGGAAAAGAGUGGCAUUCUGGUUUGCACAUUACUUUUCAACAUACUGUAUAACCUUUCAGAAAUAUAAAUUGUUUAUCUUCAUAAUAAAAGCAUUGUCUGCUUUU
Protopterus annectens (West African lungfish) is the source of this 2632-nucleotide messenger RNA. It is a transcript of the gene NUCB2, whose product is annotated as nucleobindin 2. Gene Ontology annotation, cellular component: extracellular exosome; endoplasmic reticulum-Golgi intermediate compartment. The record is from RefSeq and is a predicted model, not a curated record. Lineage: Eukaryota; Metazoa; Chordata; Ceratodontiformes; Protopteridae. Bases 238 to 1671 code for a protein of 477 amino acids. Gene Ontology annotation, molecular function: calcium ion binding. The transcript is spliced from 14 exons.